Molecule: messenger RNA, 2534 nt
Organism: Dioscorea cayenensis subsp. rotundata (Guinea yam)
Lineage: Eukaryota; Viridiplantae; Streptophyta; Magnoliopsida; Dioscoreales; Dioscoreaceae
Product: conserved oligomeric Golgi complex subunit 2
Exons: 12
Coding region: 89-2323 (744 amino acids)
Biological process (GO): intra-Golgi vesicle-mediated transport; Golgi organization; protein transport
Cellular component (GO): membrane; COG complex
Source: RefSeq, a predicted model, not a curated record
UCUCGAGGCAGUGCUUCUGUUGGAUCUGAAAGGCCCGGUGAAGUCCUCAUCGAGAUCUCAAAGUUCGAAGCUUUGCCGAAGAGACGCCAUGCCGGAGCUCCACCCUUCGCGCUCGCCGGCGGAGCUCUUCGGCGAUUCACCACCCCAUUGGCUCGAAAAGUCGGCGUUCAAUCGGCCGGACUUCGACGCCGAGGCAUACAUCUCUAGCCUCCGCUCUUUCGUCCCCCUCGAGAACCUCUCCGUUGAGCUCCAAGCCCAUGUGAACUCUCUCCAGGCUGAGCUUGUUGAUCUCAUCAACCGAGACUAUGCCGACUUUGUCAGCCUUACUGCUCAGCUCGUCGACGUCGACGCUGCAGCUGCUCGAAUGCGGGAGCCCCUCGUUGAGUUUCGCGGUAAGGUUGCUGCGCUCCGUACGGCUGUUGAUGCGUCUCUUGCUUCUCUGCUUGCUGGGUUGAGGCAGCGGGCUGCGGCGGAGCAGGCCAGGGAGGUGAUUGAGUUGCUGAUUGAUUCAGCUCAUGUUGUUUCCAAGGUUGAGAAACUUAUCAAAGAGCUGCCUAGCACACCUACUGAUUGGUCAACUGUGGAUGAUGUACCUGCAGAAAAAGGUACUCUAGCUGAGAUUAACACAAGUGGGACAAGCAUUAGAGAGACCCAGAGCAUUCUCUUGGAAAGAAUUGCUAGUGAGAUGAAUAGGCUCAAAUUCUAUGUCAGCCAUUCAGAGGGCCUCCCAUUCCUUGAGAACAUGAAGAAGCGAAUUCAUGAGGCCACUUCAUCUUUGGAUGGUAGCUUGGGUCAUUGUUUUGUUAAUGGCCUUGAACAUCGAGAUGCAAAUGCAAUCUACAAUUGUUUGCGUGCAUAUGCUGCUAUUGACAGCACUACAGCUGCUGAGGAACUUUUUGGCAAAACUAUUGUCUCUCCCUUAAUUCAGAAAGUUAUUUCUCAUGAUUCACCAGUGGUUGGUGGGGUUUCGUCUGAAUUGCUUGAGGGAGAUUACCAGCAGAUAAUGGACUUCAUUACGAAUGACUGCAAAUUUUUGCUUGACAUCUCUUCAUCAGCCAAUUCUGGGUUGCACGUUUUUGAUUUCUUGGCCAAUUCUAUACUGAAGGAAGUUCUUUUGUCAAUUCAAAAGGGGAAACCUGGCGCAUUCUCACCUGGAAGACCUACAGAGUUUCUGAAGAACUAUAAAUCAAGCAUGUUGUUCUUGGACUAUCUUGAAGGUUACUGUGCAUCAAGAUCAGCAGUUACUAAAUUUCGGUCAGCACCUGUAUAUGUAGACUUUAUGAGGCAGUGGAAUGUUGGUGUUUAUUUCUCACUGAGAUUUCAGGAAAUUGCGGGCACUCUGGAUUCUGUCCUUACAGUUGGUAGUAUUGCGCUUGUUGAUGAUUUAAAUGACAAUGAAGGGAAAGACCAUAAGCUCCUGAUGAGGCAAAGCGUUGGCUUGAUGGAAAGCUUGAGAUCCUGCUGGAAUGAAGAUGUGGUUGUUUUUUCUUCUGCUGAUAAGUUCCUUAGAUUGUCUUUGCAACUUAUUUCGCGGUUCUCAAGUUGGUUGUCUUCUGGUCUGGAAGCUCGGAAAGCACACCAUUUGAGUUCAAACUCUACAACAAACUCUGGGUGGGCUAUUGCUGCAGAUGUUGAAGAUUUCAUAUAUGUUAUGCAUGACGUACGUCUACUGAUUUCUGAGCUUACCAGUGGCUUUCUUGCGAAUGUAAUUCGGUAUCUUGAAUCUUGCUCUGCUGAUGUGCUUGAUAUAGUAAAGGAAAGUAUUUUGCAUGCCGCAAAAUCUUUAGAAGAUUCAGUACCUGCCAUAAUGGAUGCCAUGAUAGAAGGAACAGCUGUGAAAUGCAUUGAGGACUUAAAACAUCUGAAGGGAAUCACUGCAACAUACAGAAUGACUAAUAAACUUCCCGUUAGACAUUCACCCUAUGUGUCUGGGGUUUUACGCCCGUUGAAGGCUUUUAUUGAUGGUGAUCGGGUCAGUCACUUAACUAAUGAAGCUAGGCAUGAAUUGCUCCUGGGUAUUGCAGAAAGGAUUACCAUUCGUUAUCAUGACUUUGCAGCAGAUGUUGUUAAUGUGGCUAGAAAAACAGAGACAUCACUUCUUAGGUUACGCCAAGGAGCACAACGGAGGGUGGGUGCAAGCUCGGAUACUGUGGAUAACAAUAUAUCUGAUACAGAGAAGAUUUGCAUGCAGAUAUUCCUUGACAUUCAGGAAUACGGUCGAAAUCUUGCCGCACUUGGAAUUAGAGCAGCUGACAUUCCAGCCUACAGAUCAUUGUGGCAAUUAGUUGCCCCAGAAGACAGGCAAACAGAGAUUGUUUUUUGACUUAAAAUGUUGUUUAAUGAUCUUUUCACUCUUUUAAUAUAUUCCCUCCAUGUUGUUCUAAAUUUUGUCGAGCUUACUCCCGGAGUUCAUUAUAGGAAAUAUACAAAAUAUUUUCGCUGUUAUCGUCCUUCGGUGCAAUUGAAUAUGUAACUAAACAUAGCACAGAAAUGCAUACUAUUUGAUCCAUAAUGCAAAUCCCUUCCAUUCUCUC